AUUAUAGGAAAAAGUAUCGAUAUCUGAAUCCGUAGACAUUGCAUGUAAGUGUAACCACACGUUAAUUAUAGGAAAAUUGACGGAGUCAAAAUAUAGUGUAUUUGAAAACAACUGGUUAUGAGGGCAGAAGAGCCAUUGAAUCUUCUUCAGCUUCUUGAGAGACCGGAAAGCGCAGCUGGUUUAUCGAGAGCUGAAGAAAUUCAAUUCAUUAUGCGAAUAGGAAAAGCAGAUUGAUCGCAAAAUAUAAAGGGGGGAUUGAAAUGGUGGGGUUGAGGUGAUCUCGAGGAAGGAUGUUCUGUUUUUCUUGUUGCAUGCCACAAGACAACGUCAACCAGGAGCCCUCCACUAAACCAUACCAAGACACAAAACCCCUUGCCUCUAUUGCUAAUCUAUCCUUGAAAACUGAUAGCACCAGGCAAAGGUAUGUAGCUGAAGAAAUAGAAAAACUUGGAAAGAACAAUAUCUCUGCCGAUAUCUUCACUUUCCACGACCUGUCCGUCGCCACAAACAACUUCGACGCCGAUAAUUUGGUAGGCGAAGGCGGCUUUGGGAGGGUGUACAAAGGCCGCAUUAAUGGAAAAGAUGAGGAUGUGGCGGUGAAGCAGCUGGACCGAAAUGGGUUCCAAGGCAACAGAGAGUUUCUGGUGGAAGUGAUGAUGCUCAGUCUUCUUCACCAUCAGAACCUUGUCAAUCUCGUGGGAUACUGCUCCGAGGGCGACCAAAGAAUCCUUGUUUACGAGUACAUGAUCAAUGGCUCCUUAGAGGAUCACCUGUUAAAUACGAGUCCUGAGAAAAAGGGGCUUACGUGGGAUGUGCGGAUGAAAAUCGCACAUGGAGCAGCAAGAGGGCUAGAGUACUUGCACGAAACAGCGAGUCCUCCGGUGAUCUACCGAGACUUCAAGUCCUCCAACAUACUCCUAGACGCCAAUUUCAAUCCUAAACUCUCGGAUUUCGGGCUAGCCAAGAUCGGUCCCGUGGGGGAGCGCCCGCAUGUGUCCACGCGGGUCAUGGGAACCUACGGCUACUGCGCCCCCGAGUACGCCUCCACCGGACAGCUCACCACCAAAUCCGACGUCUACAGCUUCGGGGUGGUGUUUCUGGAGAUGAUCACCGGCAGGAGAGUCAUUGACAACGCCAGACCAAGUCAAGAGCACAACUUGAUCGAGUGGGCGCAGCCCCUAUUCAAAGACAAGAAGAAAUUCCACACAAUGGCGGAUCCUUUGUUGGAAGGGAACUACCCAGAGAAGUCGUUGUACCAAGCUCUCGCAAUUGCAGCCAUGUGUCUCCAAGAAGAUGCUGCAUCGCGACCAUUGAUUUCUGAUGUCGUAACUGCCUUAGAAUUCUUAUCACCACAACCAGGAGACCAAUAGUGUACAUGCUCAUUUUGUGCAGCAUUAUGUUGCUACCACUUAGUAUGGAAUUUUGUUGCUCUGCAGUUUACAACAACUAACUCUGUUUCUCACCUUAUAUUGCCAUCAUAAGAUUCAUUCAUCCAAAUAAGAGUAACAUUUACAUAUA
This is a messenger RNA of Salvia miltiorrhiza (redroot sage), 1518 nucleotides long. Its product is annotated as probable serine/threonine-protein kinase PBL23. NCBI's taxonomy places the organism in Eukaryota, Viridiplantae, Streptophyta, Magnoliopsida, Lamiales, Lamiaceae. Bases 291 to 1370 code for a protein of 359 amino acids. Gene Ontology annotation, biological process: protein phosphorylation. The transcript has 4 exons. The record is from RefSeq and is a predicted model, not a curated record. Gene Ontology annotation, molecular function: protein kinase activity; ATP binding.